UUGAAGGUAAGGAUCUAUGGUUUGAGUGUAAUGUGCCAAUCCAUGUUACCAUACCUACUGCACUUUGCUUGGGAUCUCCUUGGGAUAUUUUAUCAUCUGCUCCAAACAGUUUGCCCACCAACAACAACCAAGAACUAAUGGCGUUGCCAGCUCCUGACAAUAACAACAAGGUCUUGGCCAAAUCAGUUCGUCCUUUGGGGUAUAGACCAAGUGUACCUCUACCUACUGAAGAAAUUGAAGAGCCCCCUCCUGUAGAACCUGGACCACCAAAGAAGAAGAAAAAGCUUAGUUCAAAGAAAAAGGAAAAAUCGAAUAAUUCUUCUCAAAAAGGAUACCUGUGUCCUUGUUGCAAAAACAGUAAUAGAAAUCAAUCUGAAGAGAAUCGCAAGUUGGUCGAUAGAGAAAACAGGGCUAAUACAUCUCGAAGGGAUGAACCAAUGAUCAAACAAGUAAAUCAGAUGAAUCAGUUACUAGUCCAAGGGUUUCAGACGUCGAUAUCCAAAAACGAAAUGCUGGAGGACGAACUUGGACGUGAUCAUAAUCCCGCAGAUAUGGAUGGUAAUAAACUAUCUAUGAGUCGAAAGAAAGUUUAUGGUCAGAAUAAUUUGCGGAAAGGUGAUCAUGUCCAAGCCACAAAGUGUGAUAGGAAAAACAAACGUCACAAUUAUCCCAAUGUUAAUGAGUGGAUUAAGAAUGGGGAUAAUCAUGUUUUGGAUGAUAAGAAGGGAGUCAAGGAGUUAAAGAUACGUCUUUUAAGGCAGGAGACUCACAAUUCGCCUGCUGUUUUAGAGGAAUACAAUGUGGCGGCAUUUAUUCGUAGACCCAGUUCGCAUCCUGCACAAAAGAGUGAUAAAAAGUCGCAAUUGUCUAGAGACAGGGACAUGGAAAAACUUCAUGCAAUAAAUGAAGAAAAUUUUAAAACCGUUUGGAGUGACCUCAAACGGUUUUGCCAGAAAAACUGUGCCAAAUACGAUGAUAUGUCGAGAAAACCUGUUGUUUUGGUGCCAUUUCGACCGGACAGCGAAGACAAUGGACAAAUGGUGGGCAUGUGCAAGCCUGAUGAAUGGAAAGAAUUUAAAUUCCCAAGGCAAAAUUCCUGGAAAAGGGUGUUCCAAACCGAUUUCAAUCGCCGAAGUCACGUUAUUACCAAGAUGAAAGAAGAAAACACCACAAUCGCAGUCAGUCUAAAGAUCCAGAGAGAUCCUAUAAGGCCGAACUUAAAUCUUUUUCAAAGCCAAAAGGUAUUCCAAGCCGUUCUGAUUCCCUUAAAUCACGUUCAUCCUUGGCAGAUGAGAGAAUAUCUCGUAAUCGUACGCAUUUUGAUGAAUCAGAAAGGACGUCUCGCUCCAAAUCUAAACCGCAGGAACCAUCAAGAACACGCAGUUCAUCAAAUCGUUCCAAAUCUCCUAGACCAAGAACUUCUCGAGAAGAUGUCAGAGAAGUAUCUCAUAGGGAAAAUGUUGUUCAAAUCCGUUCUGAAUCCCCAAAGUCACGAUCGUUCCAAUCUCCACCAAAGGUCUCAGAGAGAAACUAUCGUCCUAAAGACGAAUCUCCGGUAA
Drosophila innubila is the source of this 1559-nucleotide messenger RNA. RefSeq lists its product as uncharacterized. The record is from RefSeq and is a predicted model, not a curated record. Lineage: Eukaryota; Metazoa; Arthropoda; Insecta; Diptera; Drosophilidae. The transcript has 9 exons. The coding region runs from base 138 to 1559 and encodes 473 amino acids.